UGGGUGUUGCUUAUUGCUACAGCUUGCAUUUCAAGUCUCUGCAAAGUGUGGGGGGGAGGUUAAAAAGGAGGGAGAAAAAUAAAAUACAAGAAGAAGCAAAGGCUGUGUGAUCGAGGAGCCGAGAAAGAAUCGCCUCUGCAUUUUUGCUUCAGAGAUAAGGCAGAGAAAUGUCAAAACUGGAGCCACCGCAGGUGCUGCAGGAUCAUCUGGCCUUUCUGAGACGGGAGCAAGAAGACGGGAAAAUAGAAGAGCACAGGAGAAGCGAGGAACUGCUAAGACAAACUGAAGCCGAGAGGCAAAAGAUUCUUUGGGAGUGGAAGAUGUUGAAUGACUUUUUGGAAGACCAGGAACAAAUCCUUCUGAAUUGGCUGGGAGAGCUGGACAGAGACAUUAUCCAAAGAAGAGAUGAGGACGUCCCCAGAUUGUCCAGGAAAGCUUGCCUACUUGGUAAGAAGAGAGGAGGAGCAGAGGAGGAAAAAGGACCUUCUAGCCAAACUCUGCUGGGAAUGGAAGGGACUAACAGCAGCAGGGAGGAGUGGCUGAUUCCCAACCCAGAAUUAGUUUUUCUGGAACUGGAGCAAAGACUGGUCCAUUUCUCUCAGAAAAGAAGCGUCCUGCAGGAAGUCUUCCUUGGGUUCAAAGAGACGCUGCGACUGGAGCUGGAGAGCAGCACAGGCUGCACAGUCAUUUCAGCGCUUUGUUCUAGAUUGCUAAACCCUUCUGGGACUCGCAGAAGAGAAAACUAUGCCGCUGAACCCACUCAGAUGCGGAAAGCGAAUGCCAGCAUGUUUGCCCAGGGGCUGAUGACAACUGAGAAGGACACCAUGUAUUCAACAAAGCAGGAGUGGGGUCUGAUAGACCUCCGACCAAAAGCCCUCAAAAGGGACAGCAGUCAGGAGAAACACAGGAAGACAACCUCACUGGAAGGACUGACCUAUCCUGACAUCCUCCGUUUGCAUCCUGUGGGGGCUGGGUACAUAAGCAAGGGGGCUCUUCCUCAUCUGGGCAGGCCUGUGAAAGUGGAACCUAGUGGGCAGUUGCAGGGAGCAGUUCGAGGGAGCACACUGCUGCAUCCCCAUCAGAAAGCAGACUCUGCAAUUCUGUGUCAACCAAAGAAUCAACAGGAAACCCUUCCAGCCAAGGCAACGCAAGAAUCCCUUUCUUCUGUUGGAGGCUCGAAGGAUCAUCCUCUUCCUGCAGCCCAACCUACAGAGGAGAGACCCUAUAAAUGCCUGGACUGUGGGAAAAGCUUCCCAUGGGUCUCACGCCUUAUUUCGCACCGGAGAACCCACUCGGGAGAGAAGCCCUACACAUGCUUGGACUGUGGGAAGAGCUUCACUCAGCGAUCCAGCCUAUUAGCCCACGAGAGAAUCCACACAGGAGAGAAGCCGUACGAAUGCUCCGAGUGCAGCAAAAGCUUCUGCUGGAGCUCAGACCUCACAAGACAUCAAAAAAUCCACACAGGAGAAAAACCAUAUAAAUGUCCAGAUUGUGGGAAAGGUUUCAUUCAGAGCUCGCACCUCAUUGCCCACAAACGAACACACACAGGGGAAAGACGUAAAAGUCUAGACCAAGAGACAAUGUUCCUCUGGAGGCCGCAGCUGCCUCCACUUGGCCGAACCUACCUGGAAGAGAAACCAUACAAAUGCCCAGAUUGUGGGAAAACCUUCAGCCAGACCUCGUGCCUUCUGGCACAUGAGAGAAUCCACACCGGAGAAAAACCAUAUAAGUGUUCUGACUGUGGGAAAAGCUUCAGCAGAAGCUCCCAUCUUCACACACAUGAGAAAAUCCACUCCGGCAUGAAACCAUAUGUCUGCUUGGACUGUGGGAAGAGCUUCACUCAUAACGCCCAGCUCCUUUCCCAUGAGAGGACCCAUACAGGAGAAAAACCGUACCAGUGCUCCCAUUGUGGGAAGAGCUUCAGCUGGAGGUCAGAUGUUCUUAGACACCAGAAAAUCCACACUGGAGAGAAACCAUACAGGUGCUCCUACUGUGGAAAAUGCUUCAUCCAGAGCUCCAACCUUAUAGCCCAUGAACGGAGGCACACGGGCGAGAAGCCCUACCAAUGCCCUGAAUGCACAAAGAGGUUCAGUCGGAUCUCGAGCCUUAAAAGCCACCAGAGAGUCCACACAGUGGGAAAGCCGCUGUAAAGACAUCAUUGUUGGUGGCCUCCAGGGAAAAAAACACUAGAGAUUUGCAGAAGCAGCAAAUCAGGUUCCUAUCCUUCAGCCAGGAAGACAACCCGGUGGCGGGUGGUAGUGGUUAGCAGCAUACUUUCCUCUGAAAAUCUUGUUUAUUUCACUUUUGAUUUAGUUUUCAACCUGUCUUACACAUCCAUAAAUGGCAUCCCCCUGCCCUUUCCAAUCCUAAACAAAACAAAAACUCCUGAUAAGAACCUGGAAAUACCUACCAGCCACAUAUCUGUAUACUGUAAAUCCCAUCAUUACUCAGAGGCAAAAGGAAUCUAACGAAUGGGCCUAGUCCUCACUGAGGUGGUUGACUUCUGUCUGGUCUAUACCACUUCAUAUUAAAGGUAGGGACUCACAUGACGAAUGUCCUCCAAACAACAGCAGAAUUCACUACUUGUAGAAAACUAGCACAUCAGGGACAUGUGUUCUAGCUUUGUGUCAUUGUGAAUAUGGCUACUUUUCCAUGUGCGAGGAAUUGUAUGACAGAGCAUUCAAGUACGUGAAGCCCACCCUAUAAUCUGAAUUGAUAAAGCACAGACACAGGUUUAGCACCUCAGCAAGAAGCAGACCGUAGACAUCCUUUCAUUUUAUGGAGGAUUCUGACCAGAAUAUAACUUCCCCCGCUAUACAAACUGUUAUCCUCCAUUGAAAUUAAUACUGUUCUCAUUUCGGAACCCAAGUCCAAUCUGAGACUAGCCCAUAUUCAACGAGAAAGUGGGAGUGGGCAAAACUUUAAUGUAUGGUCCAUUAGGAGCUAGGAGUACAAAUAGGAACAUAGGAAACUCAGCUGUCAUAUGCAGAGUCAGACCAUUGGUCCAUGUAGCUCAGUAUUGUCUACACAGACUGGCAGUGGCUUUUCCAA
This is a messenger RNA of Hemicordylus capensis (graceful crag lizard), 3051 nucleotides long. Its product is annotated as zinc finger protein 436-like. The record is from RefSeq and is a predicted model, not a curated record. The coding region runs from base 168 to 2150 and encodes 660 amino acids. The transcript has 10 exons. Lineage: Eukaryota; Metazoa; Chordata; Lepidosauria; Squamata; Cordylidae. Gene Ontology annotation, biological process: regulation of immune system process; regulation of cytokine production; negative regulation of transcription by RNA polymerase II.